This is a messenger RNA of Melanotaenia boesemani (Boeseman's rainbowfish), 5043 nucleotides long. RefSeq names its product complement C3-like. The coding region runs from base 18 to 5006 and encodes 1662 amino acids. The record is from RefSeq and is a predicted model, not a curated record. The transcript is spliced from 43 exons. Gene Ontology annotation, molecular function: protein binding; endopeptidase inhibitor activity. NCBI's taxonomy places the organism in Eukaryota, Metazoa, Chordata, Actinopteri, Atheriniformes, Melanotaeniidae. Gene Ontology annotation, cellular component: extracellular region.
CUGUACAGACAGCAGACAUGGCAUCAGGUAGGAGGAUGAGAUGGAUCCAGCUGCUGCUGGUGGCCUGUGUGUCAUAUUCCUCUCUGGUGUCUCCAGCAACUGGAUCCCAAUUGGAAGUGAUGUCUGCUCCCAGUAUACUGCGAGUAGGAACACCAGAAAAGAUCUUUGUUGAGAUACAAGACUAUGCCGGUCAAGAUGCCAAAAACGUUAACAUCCUUGUGAAGAACCAUCCAACUAAAGACAGACUUCUGACAUCCACACAAGUGACUCUCACCAGAGCAAACAACUACCAGGGUUUUGGAGGAAUUACGAUUCCUGCUGGAGGAUUCAGUAACGAUCCCAAGGUGAAGCAGUACGUUUACCUUCAAGCAGAUUUCCAUGGCCAGAUGCUGGAGAAGGUUGUGUUAAUCACUUUCCAGUCUGGCUACAUUUUUAUCCAGACCGACAAAACCAUCUAUACUCCCGCUAGCAAAGUCCAUUACAGGGUUUUUGCACUGCAGCCUAGCAUGGAGCCUGUGGAGAAGGGCAGCCAAGUCGAAUCGGACAAUUCACUAAAGGUUGAAAUAGAGACCUCUAAAGGCAUUGUGAUUAAAUCUGACAUUGUCUCACUGGAAAAAGGGAUGCACUCUGAAAGUUUCACACUUCCUGAAGUUGUCAGCAUGGGAAAUUGGAAGGUGGUGGCAAAGUUCCAAAGCAACCCACAUCUGGCCUUCUAUUCAGAGUUUGAAGUCAAAGAAUACGUUCUUCCCAGUUUUGAAGUCAAAUUGUCAACUCCGCCUGAAAGCCCCUUCUUCUAUGUGGACAGCGCUGAACUAACCAUCACUAUCCAAGCUACGUAUGUGUUUGGUAAAGACGUGGAUGGAACAGCCUAUGCCGUAUUUGGGUGUAUGACUGAAGGAAACAAAAAGGCCUUUCCAGGCUCACUUCAGAGAGUUCCAAUCUAUAAAGGUACAGGGGAAGUCACACUGAAGAAGGAACAUAUCACUCAGACCUUCCCACAAAUCAAUGACCUUGUGGGGAGCUCCAUUUACGUUACCGUCAAUGUGCUGACAGACAGCGGUGGUGAAAUGGGAGAGGCAGAGCUGAGAGGCAUCAAGAUCGUCACAUCGCCCUACACCAUCACUUUCACAAAAACGCCUAAGUAUUUCAAACCAGGAAUGUCAUUUGAUGUCAUGGUUGAAGUUCUGAAUCCUGAUGGGUCUCCAGCAAAUAGCAUUUGUGUCGUGGUCGAGCCUGGAUCAGUUAAAGCUAACACACAAUCCAAUGGCAUUGCAAGACUUACCAUUAAUUCGGAGUUAAACACAGACAAACUGGGAAUUACAGCUAAGACGGAUAAACCUGGACUUGAAUCUAACAGGCAAGCAACUGCCACCAUGGAUGCCUACCCAUAUCACAGCGGAAGCAAGAGUUACCUCCACAUAAGUGUGGAUGCAGCUGAGGUCGAAAUAGGACAAGACAUAAAAAUGACCCUAAUCAUCAACAACCCAGAAGGUCAAAAAGAUAUUACUUACCUGAUCUUGAGCAGAGGUCAACUGGUGAAACAUGUGCGAUACCAAAACCAAGGUCUGAACCAGAUUGUGCAGAUGCUUAGGAUUACCAAAGAAAUGUUGCCAUCAUUCCGCAUCGUAGCUUACUACCACACUAAUUCAGGUGAACUGGUAUCAGACUCUAUUUGGGUUGAUGCAAAGGACUCCUGCAUGGGCUCGCUGGAUUUAAGUAUAGUGAAACCUGUUGCAACCUAUGAACCUCGCAAGUCUUUUAAACUGAAGAUUACAGGAGAUCCAGAGGCCACGGUGGGACUGGUGGCAGUUGACAAAGCCGUCUAUGUCUUAAACAACAAGCAUCGCCUGACACAGAAAAAGAUUUGGGACACGGUGGAACAAUACGACCCAGGGUGCUCACCAGGUGGAGGGAAAGACAGCAUGGCUGUGUUUUAUGAUGCAGGACUGAUGUUGGAGACUGGAUCUAAUUAUCGAACCGCCCACAGAACAGAGUUGAAGUGUCCGUCUUCCAGCAGGAAGAAACGUGCCAGCACUAUAAUGGAUGUCAGAACCAGUUUAUUACGUGAAUUAAACAAAGCACUACAAGAAUGCUGUUUGGAUGGAAUGAGGGAAGUUCCUGUUUCAUACUCCUGUCAGAGGCGCAGUGAGUACAUUGUGGGUGAUACCGAGUGCUCCAAGGCCUUCCUUCGCUGCUGCGAAGAGAUGGCAAAACAGCGAGAUGCGACAAAGGAUCAAAUGCUACAGCUUGCUCGCAGUGACAAAGAUGAUGGUUACGAUGAAGAUGCUGAAAUAACGAUUCGCUCCAAAUUUCCUGAAAGUUGGCACUGGAUGGAUAUCCAGUUGAAUCCUUGUCGUUCAAAUGACCCUAACUGUAAGACCACAUCAUUUGAGCAAAUAGUUCCGUUGCAAGACUCAAUCACUACCUGGCAGUUUACUGGCAUCAGUCUAUCCAGAACACACGGAAUUUGUGUCGCUAAAUCACUAGAGGUCGUUGUCUAUAAACCAUUCUUCAUUGACCUCCGGCAUCCAUACUCUGUUGUCCGAGGAGAACAGGUGGAAAUUAAAGCGAUCCUCCACAACUACAAUACUGAUCCAGUCACUGUACGUGUGGACCUCAAAGAGGUAAAAGGUGUGUGCAGUUCAGCAUAUAAGAAAGGAUGGUUCCAGCAAGAGGUCAUGGUCGCAGCUGAAAGUUCACGAUCUGUACCAUUUAUCAUCAUUCCCAUGACUCUUGGGGAAAUUACUGUUGUGGUCAAAGCGCUGAUUAAAGGCUCACACUACGGUGAUGGAAUUGAGAAGACGAUUCGUGUAGUGCCUCAAGGUGUUAAAGUUGAAAUUGAAAAGAAUGUAAGACUAGAACCUGGCAAGAGAGGUGGAACUCAAGUGGAGACUAUCAACAGUCAAAUUAAUGCAACAGAUAUGGCUCCAGACACACCAAUGAACACUCUAAUCGCUGUGACAGGAAGAGAACAGAUGAGUUCACUGAUUGAGAAUGUCUUUAGUGGGAAGUCUAUGGGCACUAUGAUCCAAGAGCCCCACGGCUGUGGAGAGCAGAACAUGAUUAACCUAACCCCGACUGUCAUUGCAACCAUAUAUUUAGAUAAAACCAACAAGUGGGAAGACGUGGGCUUUGAGCAGCGCAACACAGCUUUAAAACACAUGAAAACUGGCUAUCAGUCCGAGCUAGCGUACCGAAAAGAUGAUGGAUCUUUUACAGUUUUUAUGCAUACACCAAGCACCACCUGGCUGACUUCCUACGUUACAAAAGUGUUUGCAAUGGCCUAUGAGCUUAUUGCAAUUGACAAAAACGUGAUCUGCAGUGCCGUCAAGUUUCUCAUUCUUAAAACACAACAACCUGAUGGCAUUUUUAAGGAAGUUGGAGAAGUGUAUCACAAAGAAAUGAUUGGGGAUAUCGGCGGAGAAGAUUCAGAUGCUUCACUGACAGCUUUCGCCCUGAUUGCCAUGCAGGAGUCAAAAACAUUGUGUUCUGAAACUGUUGGAAGUUUGCCAAACAGCAUACAAAAAGCAGUAGCAUUCCUGGAGAAACAACUUCCCAGGCUCACCAAUCCCUAUGCUGUUGCAAUGACAUCAUAUGCCCUGGCAAAUGAAAACAAACUGAACAAAGAUAUCCUCUACAAGUUUGCUGCCCCAGAUCGAUCCCACUGGCCAGUACCCAAGGGACACAUUUUCACAUUGGAGGCCACAGCUUAUGCUCUUCUUGCACUUGUCAAGUCUCAGGCCUUCCAAGAUGCUAAACCUGUGGUGAGAUGGCUCGGUCAAUACCAAAAGAUGUUGGGAGGCUAUGGUUCAACUCAGGUUACUGUAAUGGUGUACCAGGCUGUAGCAGAGUACUGGAAAACUGUCAAAGAACCAGAAUAUACUCUUAAAGUAGACAUGAUGGUACCAGGCAAGUCAUUGAUGGACAAGUACAGCUUCACCAGUGAAAAUCACUAUGCUGCAAGAACAUCCAAGUUCCAAGGUAUCAAUAAAGAUGUAAACCUGACUGCUUCUGGAAAUGGAGAAGGAAUGUUUCAGAUGGUGUCACUGUAUUAUGCUCUGCCUGAAAAUGUGGAAAGAGAAUGUGAGAAGUAUGAUCUAAAACUACAACUUGUAGAAGGGAAAGCCACUGAAGGUGGUAAAACAUUCAAGCUGAGAAUUGAUGUUUUAUAUAAGGACUACAACCGUGAUGCAGCCAUGACAAUCUUGGAUAUUGGUUUACCAACUGGCUACAUUUUUGACAAAAGCGACUUGGAGACAUUGUCCAAAGGACGUGACCGUAUCAUUUCAAAAUAUGAGACAGUUGAAGCUCUAUCAGACAGAGGCUCCCUCAUCAUUUACCUGGAUAAGGUUUCCCACACACGGCCAGACGAGAUUUCUUUCAGGAUCCAUCAAAUAAUGAAUGUGGGCAUCUUGCAGCCAGCUGCUGUCUCAGUCUACGACUACUAUAACAGAAAACCUUGCGUUAGAUUCUACCGCCCCGGGAGAAGCAGUGGAGAGCUCCAGACACUUUGUACUAAGGAAAAAGCAGAAUGUCUGUGUGCUGAAGAGGGCUGCACUUUUCAGAAAAAGCAUGAUGUCAGCAACAGUGACCGCACUAAGAAGGCCUGUGAAACUCAGAACAGCAAGAUAGACUAUGUCUACAAAGUACAAGUGGAAAAUAUACAGAAUGGUUCGACCACUGACAUGUACACCUUGCGGAUACUGAAAGUCAUUAAGAAAGGAAGUAAGGACGAAGGCCCUCUAAAUCAGCUUCGUGCAUUUCUUAGUUAUCAGCAAUGCAGAGAGGUCCUGGGUCUGGAAAAAGACAAAACCUACCUGAUCAUGGGAACAUCAUCAGAUAUCCAUAUCAUCAAUGACCAGAUGCGGUAUAUGCUCGGUCAGAAUACCUGGGUUGAGUACUGGCCCGUACGAGGAGAGUGUCAGUCUCCUAAAUACCGACCUGCUUGUUUGGGCAUGGAGGACCUCAUAGAGCAGAUUGAGGACUAUGGAUGUCAACAGAAGUGAAACUUAACAGAAUAAAAUCUUUUCUUUUCUGUUUAAA